GGCUUCGGACCUCCGCCUCCGCCUCCGCCCCUGUAGGUCUCGGCCUUCCCCCCACCCCAACCGCACCCCCGCCCCCAGCCCGAGGCGGGGAACUGCGGUAGCCAGAAGACUGGGACGAGGAGGAGGAGGAGGAGGAGGAGCGGGAGCAGGGAGCAGCAGCAGAAGCUGCAGCAGGAGCAGGGGCAGCAGCAGCACCAGCAGCAGCAUCAGGCGGCUAAGAGUGGCGGCGGCGGCCCAGGCCCGGCUCCCUAGAUUCGUUCAGGGCCUGGAGGGAGGAUCCGCCAUAUUGGAGCCGGUGUCGGCGGUGUCUCGGGCCUGCGGCGGGAGGCCGGAGGAGGCGGAGGCCGCGGACCUGGCCUCAGCCCGGGGAGUUUGGCUCUGCAGAGGCCCCCGGACCCACCGCCGUGAAUGAGCCACUGACGCCUCGUCUCCUCCCGCCCCACUCCCUCCACUUUCCGCCUCCGGGACAGGGCCGGGCGGGGGCCAGAGGCGGCGGCGGGAUGUUCUCCAAGAAGCCGCACGGGGACGUCAAGAAGUCCACUCAGAAGGUGCUGGACACCAAGAAGGACGCACUGACCCGCCUAAAGCACCUGCGUAUCGUUAUAGAGAAUGCUGAAUCUAUUGACCUUAAACAAUUUUUUGACCAACAUUUUUCACAUAUAUAUUAUGUGUUCUUUGAAAAUUUUUUGACCAUUGAAGUUAGUCUUAAACAGAAAGGUCACAAGUCUCAGAGGGAAGAAUUAGAUGGUAUACUUUUUAUUUUUGAAAAAAUUUUACAGCUUCUUCCAGAAAGGAUUCAUCAGAGAUGGCAGUUUCACAGUAUUGGAUUGAUUUUAAAGAAACUCCUUCACACAGGAAACUCCUUAAAGAUCAGGCGUGAAGGUGUCCGUCUCUUCUUGCUAUGGUUACAAGCUCUUCAGAAUAACUGUAGUAAAGAACAGCUCUGGAUAUUUUCUUGCUUAGUUCCUGGAUUUGCCUCACCACAGUCUGAAUAUGGACCUCGGACUUUAGAUAAUCUCAUUAAUCCCCCACUUAACCUUCAAGAAACCCAAGUGACUAUAGAAGAAAUCACUCCUCUUGUCCCUCCACAAUCAGGAGAUAAAGGACAAGAAGACCUCACAAGCUAUUUUCUAGAAGCACUUUUGAAAUAUAUGGUUAUUCAGGUAAAGAGUUUGGAAUGGAAGAACAAAGAAAACCAGGAAAAGGGAUUUUCCUUCUUGUUUUCACACUUUAAAAAAUACUACUUGCCUUAUAUUUUCCCAAACAUCUGCAAGGAGAACACCUUAUAUCACCCUGCACUUGAUAUCCCACAGAUGAGACCAAAGCCACAUUAUAUAAUGAUAAAGAAGGAUGUUGAAACCAAUGAAACAAUCUGUUGCACAAAGGAGCCUUUCCUCAAGGCUCGUGUUAUAGUCAUUCGUUGGCUGGUUUCUUUCUGGCUUGAGCCAAAACCUCAUACAGGACCUCAAAUUCCUGGAAUAGAAGGUGAAAUCUUGCCAAAGAAUAUUCAGAGGGCAGCUGCUGGUUUGGCUUCUAGAGAAGAAAACAAAAAUGACACUUCUGAUAGAACAGAAAAAACUGCAGAGCCAGAACAGUCCCAUUCUAAUACAAGUACCCUUACAGAGCGAGAACCAAGUUCAUCUAGUCUCUGUAGUAUUGAUGAAGAGCAUCUUACAGACAUUGAAAUAGUACGAAAAGUCUUUUCUUCUAAAAGAAGCCAUGUUAAUUUUGUCACAGAGAUCUUUCGACAGGCAUUUUUAUUACCAAUUUGUGAAGCAGCUGCCAUGAGAAAAGUGGUGAAAGUAUAUCAGGAGUGGAUUCAGCAAGAGGAGAAACCUUUGUUCAUGAAAGAGCCGGAAGAAAUUGAGAUUACUUCUGUAAAUUUGCCUUGCAUUGAGAGUGAUGUAGAAGCUGAUGUUUUAUCAGAAGAAGGAAAAGAAAAACAGGAGGAAAAAGUGACCAAAUCAUCUAGUCAUGUCCGAAAUUCCAAUUGGACAAAAAAUGGCUCUUAUCAAAAUACUCUCUAUAAAGGUUCUGAGGUGGAGGAUGCAGAUCAAAAUAUACGAGCAGGUGCCCAGUUAGUAUUUCAGGUUUUUAUAGUCAACUCAUCAAAUAUAUUUCUUCUUGAACCUGCAAAUGAAAUUAAAAGUCUUUUGGAUGAGCACACAGAUAUGUGUAAACGUAUUCUUAAUAUUUAUCGAUUCAUGGUUGUACAAAUAUCAAUGGAUAAGAAGACUUGGGAACAGAUGCUGCUUGUAUUGCUCAGAGUCACAGAAUCUGUUCUGAAGAUGCCAUCACAAACUUUUCUGCAAUACCAAGGAAGAAAAAAUAUGACACUAGCAGGUCGACUUGCAGGACCUCUUUUUCAGACUCUUAUAGUAGCCUGGAUCAAAGCAAAUCUGAAUGUUUAUAUCUCCCGGGAGCUUUGGGAUGACUUGCUGUCUGUGUUGUCAUCACUCACAUACUGGGAAGAGUUGGCCACCGAGUGGUCAUUGACUAUGGAGACACUAACUAAAGUAUUAGCUAGAAAUUUAUAUAACUUGGACCUAAGUGAUUUACCAUUGGACAAGCUAAGUGAACAGAAACAGAAAAAGCACAAAGGCAAAGGAGCCGGGCACGAGUUCCAAAAGGUAUCUGUUGACAAGUCCUUUUCCAGAGGAUGGAGCCGUGAUCAACCUGGACAAGCCCCAAUGAGACAGCGAAGUGCAACCACUACUGGAUCUCCAGGAACUGAAAAGGCAAGAAGUAUAGUUCGACAGAAAACAGUUGCCAUGAGAAGCCGAUCCAUUGGUGAAUGUGCUCUGCCAUCGGCCUAUAUACGCAGUGCUAAAAGUGCUCCUGUUCUGAUCCAUACUUCCAAACCCUUCUUGCCUGAUAUUGUUCUCACUCCCCUUUCUGAUGAGCUUUCAGACAUUGAUGAUGCCCAAAUACUUCCCCGAACAACUAGAGUCAGACAUUUUUCACAAAGUGAAGACACUGGAAAUGAAGUUUUUGGUGCUUUGAAUGAGGAGCAGCCAUUGCCACGAAGCAGCAGCACCUCUGACAUCUUGGAGCCAUUCACUGUUGAACGAGCCAAAGGUGCAGUUCCUGUCAUUGACACUUCAUCCCGUCAUGCGCCAAGCUUGCAGAGUUCCACAGAGGCCUCUUCAGUAUCUAGAUCCACUGAAAGCUGCAUCAUUGAUUCUAAUAGUAGAGAGUCUUCUCUGGAAGUUGGUGAUAGCAUUUAUGACCAUCUUUGUCAUUUAAUAGGUCCAGUAGAACUUUCAGAUACAGCUUUUGAACAGAUCAAAUAUAGCGACCUUGAAGGAGAUGAUGAUUUUCUUUCCUCUCUGAAAGAAUAUUUUAAGGAACAACAAGAAAAUCAUAGUAAUUAUAAUAUUGGUAGACUUGCAACUUCUCAGGAAGUGAUUGCAUCUUUAAAUAGGGAUGAGAGAUUAUUGACUAGAUUAGAUUAUGUAGAUCAUACAGUUAAAACAGAAGAUAACACCCCUGUUAUAGCAAUGGCAGAGAACAUAGAGUUUCAACUAGAACGAAAUCCAGGUGAUUUCAUAAGUAAUAGUACACACAAUCAGUCAUACAAUUUCAAAAGAUCUCAGGCUUUUGAUAAAUCCAAGCACUUACACACUGAACCUGAAUCAAGUUGUCCAUAUGAUAAAGAAGGAAAAAAGUGUCUUCACAGACAAACAGCUACUGAAACAGAUAUAGGUAUGGACCUAACACUAGCUGAAAAGCUUAAAGGUAUCCACAUUAAUGAAAAAAUUACCGUUCCAUGUGUUAUGGAUGUCAAGAAAGUUCCACUAAAAUCUCCGGUUAAUUACGAAAUGCCUCACAUUAUGGAUGCCUACAAACUUUCUCCAACCAAAAGGAGCCUUUCUGAAACAGUGAGUUAUAGGGCAAAAAUCAUGAAAAAUACCACUAAGAAAAGAAAUAGUGUCCAUGUUACCUUUAGGCCAUCUACUGAAUCUGUCCAGUUUUACAAUCCUCUAGAAAAUAAAGAGGCUCCAUGGAAGGCAAGACUACGCAAGCUCAGUGGCUUCAGUAGUAGCAGCAGUACUAGUAGCAGUGGCACCAAUACUAACAUUAGCUCCAGUAUUGCCACAGAACUAGUCAAGCCUGGUGUAUAUAGACCUUUGGAUGUAAUGAGUACAGCAUCAAUAAAUAGUAAAACAGUUAAGGAAUCUAAAGAGAUACGUGCAACCAUGUUACAGAAAGAAGGUUUUACAGUUAAUCAUUCAGGUAGUCGUAGUGCUCUUAGGUCUUCAAGUCAUGAGUUAGGACUACAACAGGGAUCCCUGGGUGGCGUUUAUAAAACUGUUGUACAUGCUCUUUCGAAGCCGAAGGCAAAUGUUUCCCCACAGAGGCAGAACAGAGUGCCACCAGAGGCUCCACUGAGGGAUCUGUACAGUCAUGUAAUGGGCUAUUUUGGAAGGAAAGCUGCAGCCAGUAAAGAGGACGUGAGUCAAAAGCUGCACCUCCUUAACAAUGAUAUUGGCAGCAGCAGUGCUAACAUUCCUGACCUGAUGGAUGAGUUUAUAGCUGAAAGACUCCGAAGUGGUAAUACAUUGAAUAUGACAAGAAGAGGGAGCAGUCCGGGUAGCCUUGAAGUCCCAAAAGACCUCCCUGAUAUACUGAACAAGCAGAAUCAAAUGCGUCCUAUAGAUGACCCAGGUGUGCCCUCAGAAUGGACCUCUCCUGCCAGUGCAGGCAGCAGUGACCUUAUCAGCUCAGAUAGCCAUUCUGAUUCUUUCAGCGCUUUCCAGUAUGAUGGCCGGAAAUUUGACAAUUUUGGCUUUGGAGUUGAUUCUGGGACACUAUCUUCUACUGGAAUUGAUUCUGGGACAGUAUCUUCUACUGGAGUUGAUUCUGGGACAGUAUCUUCUACUGAAGUUGAUUCAAGUUUAGGAAAUCAACAAAGUACAGAAGAACUGGAUGUGGCAAGUUUAACCACAUUGCACAUAGAUUCUGAAACAAGCAGUCUUAACCAACAGCCAUUUUCUGCUGAAGUUGCAACUAUUACUGGUUCAGGAAGUGUUUCUCCAAUCCAUUCUGUUCUGGGAUCCAGAUCACAGACGCCAUCUCCUGCUAAUCUGAGUGCAGAACAUAUUGAACAGAAAGACCUGCAAUUGGACGAGAAGCUCCAGCACUCUGUUUUGCAAACCCCAGAUGAUCUAGAAACAAGUGAGUUCCCAUCUGAAUGUUGCAGUGUGAUGGCAGGAGGUACUCUCACAGGAUGGCAUGCAGAUGUUGCUACUGUAAUGUGGAGAAGAAUGCUAGGCAUUUUGGGAGAUGUUAACACUAUUAUGGAUCCUGAAAUACAUGCUCAAGUGUUUGAUUACUUGUGUGAACUUUGGCAGAAUUUAGCCAAGAUUAGAGAUAAUCUUGGCAUUUCAACUGAUAAUAUGACCUCACCCCCUCCACCAGUUUUAAUACCUCCUCUGAGAAUCCUUACUCCUUGGCUUUUCAAGGCAACUAUGUUGACUGAUAAAUAUAAGCAAGGCAAGUUACAUGCCUAUAAACUUAUUUGCAACACAAUGAAAAGAAGACAAGAUGUAUCGCCAAAUAGAGACUUUUUAACACACUUCUAUAAUAUAAUGCAUUGCGGACUACUCCAUGUUGAUCAGGAUAUUGUUAAUACAAUCAUCAAGCACUGCUCCCCUCAGUUUUUUUCACUUGGUUUGCCUGGUGCCACAAUGCUUAUUAUGGAUUUUAUUGUAGCAGCUGGUAGAGUAGCUUCUUCAGCAUUUCUUAAUGCACCAAGAGUAGAAGCACAAGUUCUGCUGGGGUCCCUUGUUUGCUUUCCCAAUUUGUAUUGUGUACUACCAGCUCUUCAUCCAAACAUGCCUGAUAUUAUUAUGUCUCAAUUUACAGAUGUUAAGGAACUCAUAAUUAAAACUGUGUUAAGUUCAGCAAGAGAUGAACCCUCUGGUCCUGCAAGAUGUGUUGCUCUCUGUAGUUUAGGAAUUUGGAUCUGUGAAGAAUUAGUUCAUGAAUCUCAUCAUCCUCAAAUUAAGGAAGCUCUGAAUGUAAUUUGUGUUUCCUUAAAGUUUCCUAAUAAAACUGUAGCCCAUGUGGCUUGCAACAUGCUUCAUAUGCUGAUUCAAUAUGUACAUAGGCUUCAGAUUUAUCAGCCAGAUUCCCCCUUGAAAAUUAUUCAAAUACUGAUAGCCACUGUAACUCACCUUUUACCCAGUACAGAAGCCUCAUCUUAUGAAAUUGACAAGCGGUUGGUGGUAUCGUUACUUUUGUGUUUAUUGGACUGGAUCAUGGCCUUGCCUUUAAAGACUCUACUCCAGCCAGUUCAUACCACAGGAGCUGAAAAUGAUAAAACAGAAAAGUCUGUCCUCAAUUGUAUUUAUAAGGUUCUUCAUGGGUGUGUUUAUGGAGCUCAAUGUUUCAGCAAUCCUAAGUAUUUUCCCCUAAGCCUCUCUGAUUUGGCUUCAAUUGAUUAUGAUCCUUUCAUGCAUUUGGAAAGUCUGAAAGAGCCUGAACCUCUUCAUUCCCCUGAUUCAGAACGAUCUUCAAAACUCCAGCCAGUCACAGAAGUAAAAACUCAGAUUCAACAAGGAUUAAUCUCAGUUGCAGCUCGUACUGUUAUAACACACCUGGUAAACCACUUAGGUCACUAUCCAAUGAAUGGUGGUCCUGCUAUGCUAACAAGUCAAGUUUGUGAAAAUCAUGACAAUCAUUACAGUGAAAGUUCUGAACUUUCUCCUGAGCUUUUUGAGAGUCCAAAUCUCCAAUUUUUUGUAUUGAACAACACGACAUUGGUAUCCUGUAUCCAGAUAAGAUCAGAAGAGAAUAUGCCUGGAGGAGGAUUAUGUGCUGGGCUCACUUCAGCUAAUUCAAAUGUCAGAAUUAUAGUUCGUGAUCUGUCAGGUAAAUAUUCGUGGGACUCUGCCAUCCUUUAUGGAUCACCUUCUGUAAGAUAUUCUUCAGAGCCAGUGUCAUUCAUGCUUUCAUUGUCUAACCAAGAGAAGCCAGAAGAUACUCCAACUUCUAGUGACAAUCUAGAGGAUGUAACUGUUAGAGAUGGACUUGCACUCCAGAUUAAGAGGAGAUUCAGAGAAACAGUGCCAACUUGGGAUACAAUAAGAGAUGAAGAGGAUGUUCUUGAUGAGCUCCUCCAAUAUUUAGGUGUUACUAGUCCUGAAUGCUUACAAAGGACUGGUGUCUCACUCAACAUUCCUGCACCACAACCUGUAUGCAUCUCUGAAAAACAAGAAAACGAUGUUAUCAAUGCCAUCCUUAAGCAGUACACAGAAGAGAGGGAAUUUGUUGAAAAGUACUUUAAUGACUUAAAUAUGAAAGCUGUGGAACAAGAUGAACCAACACCUCAGAAGCCUCAGUCAGCAUUUUAUUAUUGCAGAUUGCUCCUCAGUAUAUUGGGAAUGAAUUCCUGGGACAAAAGGAGGAGCUUUCAUCUCCUGAAGAAAAAUGAAAAACUACUUAGGGAACUUAGAAACUUGGACUCAAGACAGUGCCGAGAGACACACAAGAUUGCUGUAUUUUAUGUGGCCGAGGGACAAGAAGAUAAGCACUCCAUUCUCACUAAUACUGGAGGAAGUCAGGCAUAUGAGGAUUUUGUAGCUGGUCUUGGUUGGGAGGUAAAUCUAACAAAUCACUGUGGUUUUAUGGGAGGAUUGCAAAAAAACAAAAGCACUGGAUUGACCACUCCAUAUUUUGCUACUUCUACAGUAGAAGUAAUGUUUCACGUCUCAACACGCAUGCCUUCUGAUUCUGAUGACUCUUUAACCAAAAAAUUGCGACACUUAGGAAAUGAUGAAGUGCACAUUGUUUGGUCAGAGCAUACUAGAGACUAUAGAAGAGGAAUCAUCCCUACAGAAUUUGGUGAUGUCCUUAUUGUAAUAUAUCCAAUGAAAAACCACAUGUUCAGUAUCCAGAUAAUGAAAAAACCUGAGGUUCCAUUCUUCGGUCCACUUUUUGACGGUGCUAUUGUAAAUGGAAAAAUCCUUCCCAUCAUGGUUCGAGCAACAGCUAUAAACGCAAGCCGUGCAUUGAAAUCAUUGAUCCCAUUGUACCAAAAUUUCUAUGAAGAGAGAGCACGGUACCUGCAAUCAAUUGUCCAACACCAUCUGGAGCCAACCACAUUUGAGGAUUUUGCUGCACAAGUUUUCUCUCCAGCUCCGUAUCACCACUCAACAUCUGAUACAGUUGGCUCCUGCCCGGAGACUCUAUCCAGUGAAACUCCAACAGCAUCGCAGAUGGAUGGGACCGACUUAGCUUCUCCAAUGUCUCCACGAACCAGCAAGAGCCGAAUGUCUAUGAAGCUUCGCCGCUCCUCUGGCUCUGCCAAUAAAUCCUAAGGAGACAAGCAACUCUGCAGCUUUUUUGAACGAUGAACAUUAGUCUUGAGCAGUUGAAUUAGCACUGACUAUAUUUUCCUCCAGAAUUUAGCCAGAACCAUCACACACAUGCUUCUUCCUUGUACACUUAUUUUAGAAAACACUAAUAUUUUAUUUGUAACUUAAUAUUUUAGCUUCGAGAUUGCUGUGGGAUUUUUAGUUACACUCUAAGCUUCCACUUUUUUAGGUGCAGUUUAUAUACUGUACCCUUUAAUUUUCUUGAUAAUUAUGUCUAAAUUGUCACUUUUAAUUCCAUGGUUAACAGUGAACCAAAAUGUAAUUGGAGAAAAUUAUCUCACUUAUUUAUUGUGCCCCCAUUGUAACUUUCUUAGCAAGCUAAAUAUGUACAAUUUUUUUAAAUGUACAAUUUUAAAUUUAAGCAUUUGUAAAGUCCAAGCAAAAGACACAAAUUUGUUCAUACACAGGAUGUGUAUAGAUUAUUUAUGUUAUGAAAAUAAAAUAAUUAUAAUAAAUGGUCUUUUAGUAUUUUAGUUUUCACUUGAAAAUUUUUUUUAGUAUUAGGUUUUCUUUCCCAAAACAGUAUGUCAUUUCCUAGCCAUGUGGGUAAUACCAUGACA
This is a messenger RNA of Trichosurus vulpecula (common brushtail), 8941 nucleotides long. It is a transcript of the gene RALGAPA1, whose product is annotated as Ral GTPase activating protein catalytic subunit alpha 1. Lineage: Eukaryota; Metazoa; Chordata; Mammalia; Diprotodontia; Phalangeridae. The record is from RefSeq and is a predicted model, not a curated record. Gene Ontology annotation, molecular function: GTPase activator activity. The coding region runs from base 501 to 8324 and encodes 2607 amino acids. Gene Ontology annotation, cellular component: cytoplasm; nucleus. Gene Ontology annotation, biological process: regulation of small GTPase mediated signal transduction; positive regulation of GTPase activity. The transcript is spliced from 42 exons.